GGUGAAGAGUGCAUUCGUCCUCGUAAAAGAACAUUGUACAGUGUCCAGGGAAGACAUGAUGGUUUCUCCCUGCAAGAACCGGGGCUCUCUGGCAUACCCAACACGAGCCCUAGAAGAUUCAGAGAUUGGGACUUAGCGGAUGCCAGAUCAGCACCAAAACCGAAACUGGAUAUAGCACUUCACGAGUUGGAAGAGCGACAUCUUAUCUUACACACGGAGUGA
Messenger RNA from Bipolaris oryzae ATCC 44560, 222 nucleotides. RefSeq lists its product as uncharacterized. The record is from RefSeq and is a predicted model, not a curated record. NCBI's taxonomy places the organism in Eukaryota, Fungi, Ascomycota, Dothideomycetes, Pleosporales, Pleosporaceae. The transcript has a single exon. The annotation marks the transcript as partial.